AUGGUCAAUCUGCCUCGAGUCUUGGAUCCCGCGCAUCCGUUCGCCUCCAACAGGAUCUGGACGUCCAAAUAUACCUUUCUGACGUUUCUGCCCAAGAACAUCUACGAGCAAUUCAGACGCGUGGCAAACCUCUUCUUUCUGGCCCUCGCUAUCAUCCAGUUCUUUCCUCAGUUCCAGACCAUCGACCCGGUCGUCGCCGCCCUACCCUUCAUCAUCAUCAUCACCCUCACGGCCAUGAAGGACGGCGUCGAAGACUGGAGGCGACACAUCUCGGACAACCAAAUCAACCGCCAAGAGACCCUGAUUCUGGACCACCCGUGGGUCAACACCAACGCCGUCCAUCACAAACAAAAGUGCAAAACCGACCGUCGGGUUCAUGUCGAGCCGCUCGACUCCAAGACGACCGGAUGGCGACCCGUUCUGUGGUCCGACAUCCAGGUCGGCGACAUGAUUCUGCUGCGCGACCACGAUCCGAUUCCGGCCGACCUGGUGAUCCUGUCGACUUCGGAACCGAACGGCUUGUGUUUUGUGGAGACCAAGAACCUGGACGGCGAAACCAACCUCAAGAUCAAGCAGAGUGUCGUCGAGACGUCAUCGAUGAAGACGCCUGUGGAGUGCCGGUCGGUGCGGUUUUGGCUGGAGUGCGAGAAGCCGCACACGAGCCUGUAUUCCUUCACGGGCACCAUGAACAUUCCACCCCAGCGCGCACUGGACGACUCGACCGAGCUGGAUCGCAUCGCGGUGCCCCUCACGAUCAACCAGCUGCUGUUGCGAGGCUGUGUCGUGCGCAACACCGAGUGGAUCAUUGGCGUCGUGGCCUACACCGGAGACGACACCAAGCUCCGGCUCAACUCUGGAGAGACCCCGUCCAAACGGUCGUUCAUCGACAAGCGAAUGAACGCCCAUAUCACGGUCAAUCUAGUCCUGUUGAUGUUCAUGUGCCUCUUCAUUGCGAUCAUGGAUCCGUACUGGGAGCUCUCGUUCUCCAUGACGAAUGCCCCGUUUGUUCCUCCACUAAGCAACUCUUCCCAGUCGGUGGUGUGGGAGGGCUUCGUGUCGUUCUGGCUGGCGCUUUUAGCGUUUCAAAACAUCGUUCCGGUUUCGCUCUACCUGACCCUCGAGGUCGUGAAGACCAUGCAGGCCUUUCUGAUCAACUCCGACAUUGAAAUGUACUAUGAGCCCAUCGACCAGCCCUGUUUUCCGAGAAGUUGGAAUCUUUCUGACGAUCUGGGGCAGAUCAAGUACAUCUUCAGCGACAAGACCGGCACGCUGACGCGCAACAUCAUGGAGUUUAAGCGCUGCUCGAUCAAUGGCAUCACCUACGGCGAUGGAACCGAGGAAGCAGAUCCCUUUGAUGAGAUCUGGGGCGACCUCGGAAACGGUCGCAUCUCCACGGCCCCCAAGUCUGUGCCCCCUCCCGUCAGCGACAUCCCAAGCUCUCCCAACCCAGGCAGUCCGUUUGUCGACCAGCGCUUGUCGGAACAGCUGGCUGAGCCACAGCACCCUCAACACCCACACCUGAUAAGCUUUUUCACCUCGCUGGCACUGUGCCACUCCGUCCUCGUGUCAAAGUCCAGGACAUCUGGGCAGCUGCAGUACAAGUCGUCGAGCCCCGACGAGGAGGCCCUGGUGCAGGCUGCUCGCGACAUUGGCUUUAUUUUUCUCGGCCGCGAGAACACAACCAUCAUUGUGCGCAUUCGCGGUGAGGAAAAACGAUACCAGCUGCUCCAAGUCCUUGAGUUCAACUCGACGCGCAAGCGCAUGAGUGUGAUUGUGCGCACUCCAGAGAACGAAAUCGUGCUGCAUUGCAAAGGCGCUGACUCGGUGAUAUACGAGCGGUUGGCACCGGGGCAAAUGUUCCUGAAGGAAGAGACAUCCACGCACCUGGAGUGGUUCGCGGAAGCAGGCUUGAGGACGCUCUGCAUUGGCACCUCCAAGAUCAGCGAGGACAUGUAUGAAAAGUGGAGGCAAGAGUACCACGCGGCCUCGUGCGCACUUGCCGACCGAGAUGCCAAGAUGGAGGAGGUUGCGGAUCGCAUCGAGCAGGGCUUGACGCUUCUGGGAGCGACAGCGAUUGAAGACAAGCUGCAAGACGGCGUACCCGAGUGCAUCGAGUCGCUGUCAAGAGCGGGCAUCAGGAUCUGGGUCCUGACGGGCGACAAGCUCGAGACAGCAAUCAACAUCGGAUUCUCAUGCAACCUGCUGACCCGUGAUAUGGAUCUCAUUCUCAUCCGCGGUGGAUCCGAGGGAGCUGAUUCGCCCGACACAACCGUCAGCCAGAUGAAGGAUGCCUUGGUCCGGUUCUGGGGCCAUCCAGACGACGAUUCCAAGAAACUCGCCCUCAUCAUUGAUGGCAGCGCGCUGCGGCGCGCUCUCGACGAAGCCGGUCGCUCGCUGUUCUUCCAACUCGGAACACGAUGUGCGGCUGUGAUCUGCUGCCGCGUCAGCCCGCUGCAAAAGGCCAAGGUUGUGGAACUGGUCAAGGAGUCGAGCAAAGAUGUGAUGUGCCUCGCGAUCGGAGACGGCGCCAAUGAUGUGUCCAUGAUCCAGGCGGCCCAUGUUGGAGUCGGCAUCGCCGGAGAAGAGGGGCUGCAGGCAGCUAUGGCAUCAGACUACACCAUAGGGCAGUUCAAGUUCCUGAACCGGCUACUUCUGGUGCACGGACGCUGGUCGUAUGUCAAAAUUGCGCAAAUGAUGCUGUGCUUCUUCUUCAAGAACAUCAUUCUCAGCAUGGCGCUGUUCUGGUUUCAGUUCCUCUGUGGAUAUUCCUCCGAGAUGAUUGUGGAUGUGACCUAUUUGAUUGUAUACAACCUCUGGCUCACCUCUCUGCCAGUGGUUGUGAUCGGCUCCUUCGACCAAGACACCACCGAGGUUUAUGCAUUGUUGGCACCACAGCUCUACCAAAGCGGCAUGCGCCACGAAGCAUUCACGCACUGGCGAUUCGCCAUUUAUAUGUUCGAGUCGAUCUACCAAUCGCUUGUGUGCGCAUUCAUCCCGAUUGGCGCCUACUGGGAAGGCCCGUUCGACAACACUGGUCAACUUGCUGGAUCCGGCGAGCUUGGAAUUGCGAUAGCCGUGUGCGCCAUCUUCAACGCCAACAUGUUCUGCGGGAUCAACACCAACUCGUGGACAUGGAUGUCCUUUGCGGCCAUGUACGGAUCAAACGUGGCUGUUCUGCUCUGGGGCAUGGUGAUGGCGUAUAUCCCCAGCUCCGGAAUCUACCUUGUGACGAAUCAAGUCUAUGAGACGCCGAGAUUCUGGUCGACGUUUGUUCUCGCGACGAUCGUGUGUCAUCUGCCGCGCAUCUGCGCCAUGUCACUGCACCGCCUCAUCGUUCCAAGCGAUAUUGAGGUGGUGCAGGAGAUGCAGAGCCGCGGGUGGACGCAACAGCUACUCCCGCUUCUGGAGCGACGAAAGUCAGUGAUGAUUGUGCCCUCUCGGAUCUCAAGUGGCCGUCCCAGCACAAUCUCGCCGGCAAGCGGCAGCGGAGGCGUCGUAACCUUUGGAGGCGUGAACGCCAUCGGAGGCGACGAAACCGGAUAUGACGACGACGAGGAGGAAGUAGAGCCCAUGGGCCUCCAUGGCCCGUAUCACCCGGCCAGUGCCGACGAUGCUCUGGUGGAGACAUCCUCGACCGAUUCGUUCUCAAGGGGCUCGCCGGCUGGCCCAGGACGGAGCGGACGCUCAGCGCCGCCACGGCUGCAACGCAAGGACAGCGACGCCGACGCCGAUGCCGAUACCGAUGCCAAUGGAAGAGCAGUGGCCGAAGCGCUAUCCAAGCCGGAAACGGAGCAUGUCCCUCGCUCAGACUCUGGCAAGCCCGGAGUCUCGUUCAACAUCGGGCCCCGCAUUCGUCCCCAGAGCGGACCGACAGAAGAGAGCGACCGACUCAAGAUUACGUUCCAGCGGCCAUCAAGCGCCGGCAGCGUGCUGGCCGAGGUGGGCAGUCACCUGACGGUCAUGAAAACCGGCGAGAUCCUGAGGAAUCGGGGGUUCUCAUUCUCCCAGUCCCCUGGUGCUCGAAACGUGGUGAUGCCGAGCGAGCAGCGACAGCCACGACGCAAGACGGUAGGGACGACAGAGAAGCCUGUAAUCGAUAUCCAGAAGGAUGUGAUUGGACCCAAGCCGCGGACAACACGGGGGUCGCUGCAGACGGGAGGAACGGGUUUGCCGAUACCACGACCGACGGUCCGCAAGAUCGACAAGAAGGGAGGCGAAGGCAGCGAAAAGAAGGCUGCGGAGGGAGAGCGCAGGGCGGCUGCUGCUGACGGCGACCGGAAGGUCGGAGAGCCAGGCGGCGUCGGAACAGGUUCCGGGACUGGUGCUGGUGGAGGGAGCUAGACUGCCCGGAAAGGCGAGUGAGCGGCUGUUGCCAUGCAAUGUACAUAGAAUACAUCGGGU
Molecule: messenger RNA, 4401 nt
Organism: Polychytrium aggregatum
Lineage: Eukaryota; Fungi; Chytridiomycota; Chytridiomycetes; Polychytriales
Exons: 10
Coding region: 1-4341 (1446 amino acids)
Biological process (GO): phospholipid translocation
Cellular component (GO): plasma membrane
Molecular function (GO): ATPase-coupled intramembrane lipid carrier activity; magnesium ion binding; ATP binding
Source: RefSeq, a predicted model, not a curated record